This is a messenger RNA of Dreissena polymorpha, 4082 nucleotides long. RefSeq names its product protein fuzzy homolog. The transcript is spliced from 12 exons. NCBI's taxonomy places the organism in Eukaryota, Metazoa, Mollusca, Bivalvia, Myida, Dreissenidae. The record is from RefSeq and is a predicted model, not a curated record. Gene Ontology annotation, biological process: non-motile cilium assembly; vesicle-mediated transport. Bases 243 to 1346 code for a protein of 367 amino acids.
GCUACUGAUGAUAAAAAAGUUUGAUUAAAAAUGUGUAGGUUCAUAUGAAUAGUAUGAGAUAAAUUCAGCAUUCAAACAGUGUAAAUUCCGCGCCUUCCAAAAAAGCCAUAGAUUCCAGUGCUUACAUAUGGUUAUAUGGACUACUGGUUAUAACAUUUUGCAGCAUACAAAUGAAUAAUUUUUCUGGAAAAGCUAUCUAGUUGCUGCCAUUUCCAGUAAUCGGCUCCCUGAAUGGAGUCCAUAUGUUUGCCAAUUCUCAUGACGUUCAGCUAGUUUCAACAGUAACUGAUGACUCGAAAAUUGUGUGGAAAUCAUUCUACGACAGCGUGACACUGAUAGCGGUGGCAGAGGAUGACCAUGCAGACGACUGUCACAUGAUGAACUUCAUUGGUUACGUGCUCAGUAUCAUGGUGCUGUUGCUAGGCAGAGAGGAUGUCAAGGCCAUAAAAAAUGUGGAGCGUUUCAAGAAAGAUGUCCGAGUUUGUUUCCCAAUGAUUGACAGGCUUAUAGAGCGGUGUGACCUCCUGACGUUUGGAGACACGGUCAAUGCAGUGGACACUAUAGCCUCCUCAGAAAACACUGUCCUUCAGAGCUUCCUUGAUGCCUUUGCUGAUUGCGCUGCCAGUCCGUACGGAUGUCUUAUGGUGCAUGGUAAGGUUGCAGUGGCAACCAGGAAAUGGUGGAGUCUAACCAGUGAAGAGCUAGUGUUGCUCUCCAUGCUUGUAUCGUCAUUGACACAGUGCUCAUCUAGAGAUAUCCCGGUGUUUUUGCCUAAUCUUAGUCCAGAGGUGCCUCACAGGUUAAUGACGUUCCAGUUGACCCGCAAUGUGGAGGUCUGUGUUCUGUGUGGACCCAGUCCAGGCCUUACAGAGCUGGAAGAAGAGGUCGGGAGAUUCUGGCGAGCAAGUUAUGAUCUGCUGCGCUCCAUUCUUCUAGUUCAUCCUACCAACUUCUCUAUAUCAUCUACUUUAGAUACAAGUUUACUUGGAUUUGUGCUUGUCAACACUGAAACCAACAGAUGCUUAUGUUCGAUAUUCCCUCAUGGAAACGAUGAUGAUCCUUUAGAAGAACAUGAGAGGAGGCACAUACUGAGGUCUUACUAUAAGCAUGUGGUGGGGAAUUUCUUCUCUUCUAAAGUCGAAGGCAGUGGCAAAGGUCCCUCAGAGUUCACUCAUGUUGCUAUGGAUACGUACUUGACAACAGACACUCACAAAUGUUACGCCAUGCUUUCACCACCUCAUCAGAUUUACGCCUUGUACAAACCCAGUAUUCCAACAUUUGCCAUGAGAUCCAUCACAGAAAAGACUUUGUUCGCUUUAAUAAAAGACAAAGGGGUGCAGUUGUAGUAAAUGGAAUAGAUAAAGGGAUGCAGUUGUAGCAAAUGGAAAAGACAAAGGGGUGUAGUUGUAGCAAAUGAAAAAAGACAAAGGGGUGUAGUUGUAGCAAAUGAAAAAAGACAAAGGGGUGUAAUUGUAGCAAAUGGAAAAGACAAAGGGGUGUAAUUGUAGCAAAUGGAAAAGACAAAGGGGUGUAAUUGUAGCAAAUGGAAAAGACAAAGGGGUGUAAUUGUAGCAAAUGGAAAAGACAAAGGGGUGUAAUUGUAGCAAAUGGAAAAGACAAAGAGGUGUAAUUGUAGCAAAUGGAAAAGACAAAGGGUUGCAUGUGUAACAAAUGGAAAAGACAAAGGGGUGUAAUUGUAGCAAAUGGAAAAGACAAAGGGUUGCAUGUGUAACAAAUAGAAAAGACAAGGGUUGCAUUUGUAACAAAUGGAAAAGACAAAGGGUUGCAUGUGUAACAAAUGGAAAAGACAAGGGUUGCAUGUGUAACAAAUGGAAAAGACAAAGGAGUGCAGGUGUUGCAAAUGUUCAGAUUGUACUCAGAAUGGGAAAAAAUCUUAGGGGCUGCCAAAGAAUCUCUGACAUUUCAAGACUUUGAAACUACAAGACAUAGUGUGGACUGUAUUUUGUUUUUUGGUAAUAUUGUUUCUUUUUUCUCAGAAGAAAAGAAAUAUGAUAUGUAGUUCUUUUUGUGCUCUCACAAAACCAUUAUUUUUGUUAUCACUAAUGUAUUUUGAUAUGACUCAGUAUUUUGUAAAAAAAUCUAAAAAUUGCAACUCAUGUCUUAAUUUACAAACUUGACAUAGACUAUUCAUUCAUAAUUUUGUCUGUACAGAGACUGUUUAAAUUCAAUUUUGGAAAAUGAUAUAUGUUUUUAAAAACAAUUCUUAGCAAAGCCUGUAUAUUAUAACUUGUUCAAAUAAAUUCAAGUUUGUUUAAGUACUUUUAGAUUAUCAUCAUAUAGCAAGAUCAUGUCAGCAACUUUAUGUUCACAUAAUUUAUAGCUGCUCAAUCAGGUUUAUGUGAAAUGAAUCAUAAGUGUUUAUUAAACUUACAAGCUACUGCUGUUUUGUAGGACUGUUAUAAUUAAGGAUAUUAUUUGUGCCAAAUUGUUUUGAAAGAGUAAGCCAUGAGCUGUUGCAUUAAUGUAUCAAAAAUGAUCUAAAAGGCAUGUACUAUUGUUAUCCGAAGUAUUAAUGGAUCAGUACUGAACAUGAUCUAAAAUACUUGUACUGUUGUUAUCCCAAGUAUUAAUGGAUCAGUACUGCACAUGAAAUAACAUAGUAAUUGUUAUGAGUGUAUUUGCAUAAUGAUUGAAGAAAAUAUCAAUUGCAAACUUGUUUCCUAGUGGGAAAGAAUCAACAUGUGUUUGAUUACCUAGCACUACAUGUACCUAUAUAAAUCUUUGCAGCAAAGUUAAAACACAAUUUUAGUAAAAUUUGUCAUUAUACCCCCAUUACCACUGGUAAUGGGGGCUAUAUUGGAGUUACUUUGUUGGUCUGUCGGUCUGUCCCGAAAUUUUAUCCGAUCUUCAACAAACUUGGUCAGAAGAUGUAUCUAGAUGAUGUCUAGGUCAAGUUUGAAUACGGGUCAUGCCAGGUCAAAACCUAGGUCACGGGGUCACUAAGUGUGUUUUUAACUGAAAGUUUGUCCGGACCAUAAUUAUGUCAUUUAUCGUUAGAUUUUAAAAUGACUUGGUACAUUUGUUCACCAUCAUUGGACAGUGUGUAGUGUUUUAAAAGUAUGUCAAUAUCUCAAAGGUCAAGGUCCCACUUGGAGUUCAAAGGUCAAAUGCUUGUCCAGGCCAUAACUUUGUCAUUUAUUGUGAGAUUUAAAAAAAUUUGGCAAAUUUGUUCAGCAUCAUUGGAAGGUGUGUCGCACGAAAGAAUUACGAUGAUAUCUUCAAGGUCAAGGUCACACUUUGAGUUCAACGAUCAUUAAUGAGCUUGUCUGGGCCAUAACUAUGUAACUUAUUGUAAGAUUUUAAAAUCAUUUGGCACAUUUGUUCACAAUCAUUGGACGGUGUGUUGUGCGAAAGAAUUACAUUGAUAUCUCCAAGGUCAAUGUCAAACUUAAAGUUCGAAGGUCAAAAAUGGCCAUAAAUGAGCUUGUCUGGGCCAUAACUAUGUUGUUCAUUGUGAGAAUUUAAAAUCUUUUGGCACAUUGGUUCACCAUCAUUGGACGUUGUGUCGCGAGAAAGAAUUACGUCGAUAUCUCCAAGGUCAAGGUCACACUUUGAGUUCACAGGUCAAAAAUGGCCAUAAAUGAGCUUGUCUGGGCCAUAUCUUUGUCGUUCAUUGUGAGAUUUAAAAAUCAUUUGGCACAUAUGUUCACCAUCAUUGGACGGUGUGUGGCGCGAAAGAAUUACGUCAAAAUCUCGAAGGUCAAGGUCACAUUUAGAGUUCAAAGGUCAAAAAUGGCCAUAAAUGAGCUUGUCAUGGCCAUAAAUGUCUUGGUCAUUUUGAGAUUUUAAAAUCAUUUGGUACAUUUGUUCACCAUCAUUGGACAAUGUGUGUUGUGCAAAAGAAUUACGUCUAUGUCUCCAAGGUCAAGGUCACACUUUUAGUUCAAAGGUAAAAAAUGGCAAUAAAUGAUCUUGUCUGGGCCAUAACUAUGUCAUUCAUUGUGAGAUUUUAAAAUGACUCUGUACAUUAAUUUUGUUCACAGUCAUUGGACGGCGUGUCAUGUGAAAGAAUUAAAAGAGUUCAAAGGUCAAAAUGGCUAUAAAUGAUAAUGGCAUAAUAA